AUGUCAAAUGAGCAUCUGCUGGAAUUCGCCUGGGGGCUGGCCAACAGCGGCUACACCUUCUUGUGGAAUGUACGGCCGGACCUUGUCAAGGGCCACGACAACGCCGUACAUCUGCCGGAGUUCUCCGCGGCGACGAAGGGGCGAAGCAUGCUCUCGCCAUGGUGCCCGCAGGAGAAGGUGCUGGAGCACGAGGCUGUAGGGGUGUUUCUCACACACUCCGGGUGGAACUCAUCGUUGGAAGGCAUCUGCGGCGGUGUGCCGAUGGUGUGCUGGCCCUUCUUCACGGAGCAGCAGACCAACUGCCGGUACAAGUGCACCGAGUGGGGUAUCUGGAUGGAGAUUGGGGAAGAGGUGACAAGGACCGAGGUCAAGGCCAUUCUGCGGGAGGCCAUGGAGGGGGAGAAGGGGCAAGAGAUGCGACGGCGUGCGCUAAAGCUCCAGGAGAGCGCUGUUGCCUCAGCGCGGCAUGACGGAAGGUCCAUGCGCAAUGUUGAUAGGCUCAUCCAUGAGGUGCUGCUGGCUUGA
Molecule: messenger RNA, 525 nt
Organism: Triticum turgidum subsp. durum (durum wheat)
Lineage: Eukaryota; Viridiplantae; Streptophyta; Magnoliopsida; Poales; Poaceae
Source: the annotation of a GenBank genome assembly